Molecule: messenger RNA, 894 nt
Organism: Schizosaccharomyces japonicus yFS275
Lineage: Eukaryota; Fungi; Ascomycota; Schizosaccharomycetes; Schizosaccharomycetales; Schizosaccharomycetaceae
Product: peptidyl-prolyl cis-trans isomerase Pin1
Exons: 1
Coding region: 242-781 (179 amino acids)
Biological process (GO): co-transcriptional mRNA 3'-end processing, cleavage and polyadenylation pathway; chromatin organization; positive regulation of transcription initiation by RNA polymerase II
Cellular component (GO): nucleus
Molecular function (GO): isomerase activity; chromatin-protein adaptor activity; peptidyl-prolyl cis-trans isomerase activity
Source: RefSeq, a predicted model, not a curated record
ACUAGGUCCUGAACCUGCUAGUUGUGCAGUACGGAGACGGUAAUAGUUCACGUCAAAGCUAUUCUUCUGUUAAGCGACACUACGAACAGCCCCUUGUAACGGUUCUCUAUUCGCGGAACAUUUAGUAGUACCAGUAAGAAGAGAACGCAUCUGCGCACCCCAAGGCAUUUUCGGUAACUAAUAUAUAUUUGCACUUUUAUUCCUUCGGUAAAGACAAAUUACAUACUCGUGUUUCGACACAAUGGAACAAACAGGACUUCCCGAGUUUUGGGUGGUGAAGCUUUCUCGCUCUCGUAACCGUCCUUACUAUUACAAUACGAAGACUGCCGAGUCAUUGUGGGAACCACCUCAAGGAACAGACCUGAAUUUGCUCAAGAAAUACAUUGCCACCAAGUUCCGUAUGACGGAAUCCAGUUCAGGAAACGCACCUGCUGGCUCUUCUCCGGCAAAAAUUCGCGUGCAGCAUCUUCUCGUUAAGCACAAUCAAAGUCGUCGGCCGAGUUCGUGGAAGGAAGCAAACAUCACUCGUUCUAAGGAGGAAGCGUAUGCAUUGGCUAAAAACUUCCUUCAGCAACUUCGCUCCGGUGCUGUCACCAUGUCGGAAUUGGCUUCGCGUGAGUCUGAUUGCAGCUCUGCUAAGCGUGGGGGUGAUCUGGGUUUCUUCGGCCGCAAUGAGAUGCAGAAACCAUUUGAAGAUGCUGCAUUUGCCUUAAACCCCAAUCAGUUCAGCGACAUUGUCGAGUCUAGCAGUGGAUUCCACAUUAUCCUGCGAACUGCGUAGUAAACAAGGCAUAAACAGCGUGGAUGACACGAACUGUGAUACCGGUUAAACCUUUCUAGGAAAAUGUAGUUUAAAAAAUUAUAUUAUGAUAACUAAAUCAGCUACGAGACGAA